AGAACCCAUUUACAAAGCCGAGUAAGUGAACCACAUCUCCCAUCAUGCACUACUGGAAAUAACUACGACUACAGCCCCCAGAAUGCAACGCGAAUCAGGAAGCAAAGUGCAAUAGCGCUUCCAUUCAAAAGUUUGUCCCGUCAUCUCAGACAAGUAAACUUAAGCAUUAAUCGGAGGAUUAAAACAACGCACUAGCCAAGCGACCACAGUGACAAAGUCAUUAACUUCUGACCAGUUGAAAAACAGCAGCUGACGAUCAAGCAGUUAACAACAAACCAGCGAGAGAAUAUUAAACCCAGCACCUUACCGGUGAUGUGCGUCGCUCUUCCAGCAUGCAAUUGGAUUUUUGUCUCUGUGCGUGCUCGCUCCCGUUUAUCAACACAUUUCACGGAAUAUUACCAGCCAACGGCAAGCCAAAACACCAAACCAGGGGUUGUAUAUACUGAGCAUGUCCACAAGUAUAGGGAUGCCCUAAAUGCUGCUCACACCAUCUUCUGCUCAUCAUAAAUGGAGCCAAGUUUAAGCCAAGGACAUGCUUCAAAACUGUGAACAAACUCCUCCAACCUCCUCUACUUGCAUGCCCUCAUACAGCUAAGCAAGCUUCCUAGUGCAGUGGUAUGCAUUCUUGCCGAUACUGAUGGAGCAGGAGAUCUCUAAAGUGCAGAGGACAAUGUCUGACUUGGAGUCAGUCCUCCAGCAGAAGGAUGUUGAGCUAAAAGCCUCGGAGACCCAGCGAAGCAUCCUGGAGCAGGACCUGGCCACCUAUAUCACAGAGUGCAGUAGUUUGAAGCGCAGUUUGGAGCAGGCUCGUAUGGAGGUCUCUCAGGAGGAUGAUAAAGCUCUGCAGCUGCUCCACAACAUCCAUGAGCAGAGCAAUAAACUGCAAGAGAUUAAAGAACAGGAGUAUCAUGCUCAGCUGGAAGAGAUGCGGGUGUCCAUCCGUCAGCUGGAGGAGAACCUUUCUGCCGCUCGGCGUCGCAGUGACUUAUACGAGUCCGAGCUGAAGGAGUCACGCCAGACUAGUGAGGAGCUGAAAAGGAAGGCAGCAGACUACCAACAGAAGAUCCAGAAGGCCAAAGAACAAGGCAAGGCUGAGAUGGAGGAUCUUCUUACUAAACUGCAGAAGACCAAUGAAGAGCAACAAGCAAAGAUUGAGGAGCUUCAAGACAAGCUAGACAAGGCAGUGAAAGCGAGUACUGAGGCCACAGAGCUCCUGCAGAAUGUUCGUCAAGCUAAAGAGCGCCUGGAGCGAGAAGUGACACGACUGCAAACCAGAGAGGACUCCACUGACAGCCUGCGCAGACGCUUGCGUGAGACAGAGCAGGAUGGCAGAAAGACCCUGGAGAAUCAAAUAAAGAGGCUGGAGAUUGUGGAGCGCAGGGAGAGUAAACUAAAAGAGGAUAUCCAGACCAAAUCACAGCAGAUACAACAGAUGGCUGAUAAAAUCAUGGAACUGGAGCAAAACUUGCGUGACAUGCAAGCCACAGCCCAGCGCAUGGACACUCAUCUGGAGCAGAAAGAGAAACUGUAUGAGGAUAAGAUCAAGGUUUUGGAGACGCAAAUGAGGGUUGACUUGGCUGAUAAAGAGCUCCUGGAAUCGAAACAGGACAUAUAUGAGGAGGAAGCUCGGGAGAAAAGCAAAUUGAUCAGUGAGCAGGCUGCGACUAUCAAUGCUAUGGAGUCGAAAAUGACCAGCUUGGAGCAGAGGAUUGCUGAGCUCUCCGAGGCCAACAAACUGGCAGCCAACAGCAGCAUCUACACUCAGAAGAAUAUGAAAGCCCAAGAGGAAAUGAUAUCUGAACUGAGGCAGCAAAAAUUCUACCUGGAAUCUCAGGCUGGCAAACUGGAGGCCCAGAAUGCAAAACUGGAGGAGCAUCUGGAGAAGAUGAGUCAACAAGAGCAAACCAAUAAGAGCCAUAUGCUGGAGCUGGAGGCCAGGCUCAGAGAGAUCAGCCUGGAACAUGAGGAGCAGAAGCUGGAUUUAAAGCGGCAAGUGUCAGAGCUGACACUAUCAUUACAGGAGAGAGAGUCUCAGAUCAGUAGCCUGCAGGCUUCACGUCAUGCUUUGGAAAGUCAGUUACAGCAGGCCAAGACCGAGCUAGAGGAGACCACUGCUGAGGCAGAAGAGGAAAUCACUGUUCUCCGGGCUCACCGGGAUGAAAUCCAACGAAAGUUUGAUGCCCUGAGAGACAGCUGUGCGGUGAUCACUGACCUGGAGGAGCAGUUGACUCAGCUGACGCAGGAAAAUGCAGAGUUAAACAGGCAGAACUUCUACCUUUCCAAGCAGCUGGAUGAAGCAACAGACGAGAAUGAGGAGAGACUGCAGCUUAGCCAAGAGGUGGAUCGCCUGCGCAGAGAGGUGGCUGACCGAGAGAUGCACCUCAACAACCAGAAACAAAACAUAGAGACCCUGAAGACGACAUGCACCAUGCUGGAAGAGCAGGUUCUAGAGCUGGAGACUCUGAAUGAUGAGCUGUUGGAGAAGGAGAGACAGUGGGAGAGCUGGAGGACAGCACUGCAAGAAGAGAAGAACCAGGCUGAACGCAGGACUCGUGAAAUACAGAGACAACUGGACAAUGAAAAACAGAAUAGGUUGCGUGCUGACCAGCGCAGCUCUGAGUCUCGUCAAGCUGUUGAGCUGGCAGUAAAAGAACACACAGCUGAGAUCUUGGUGCUGCAGCAGGCAUUGAAAGACCAGAAACUGAAAGCAGAAGGCCUCUCCGAUACACUGAGUGACCUGGAGAAGAAACACUCCAUGUUGGAGAUGAAUGCACGCAGCCUGCAGCAAAAACUGGAGACUGAGCGAGAGCUUAAACAGAGGCUGGUGGAUGAGCAAGCAAAGUUACAGCAGCAGCUGGACAUGCAAAAGAGUCAUAUUUUCAGACUGACACAAGGCCUGCAGGAUGCACUGGAUCAGACUGACUUACUGAAGACAGAGAGAACAGACCUGGAGUAUCAGCUGGAAAACAUACAGGCAGCAUAUUCUCACGAGAAGGUGAAGAUGGAGGGCACCAUCACCCAGCAGACCAAGCUUAUAGACUUCCUGCAGGCCAAGGUAGACCAUCCCUCUAAGAAGAAAAAGGGUAUCUUCGGUGGCAGGCGUCGGGAGGACCUGCUGGCAGCACUGGCAGCCCAGGGUCAGACCCAGACAGCCUCUGUACCUGUUGUGACCCCUGUGCCCCUGCAGUACAGUGAUAUGAAGGCAGCACUGGAUAAAGAACGUGCCCGAUGCUCAGAGCUGGAGGAGGCCCUCCAAAAGACACGCAUGGAACUUAGAGAGGCCGUUCAGUUUCAUAAAGCACUGGAACAUGGUGGUACUCCUGCUACUCCUGGUCUGGCCCGACAGCAGCUCAUGAUGUCAGCUAAGUCUACCAAAUCCCCUGAGCACCAGCCCAACCCUUCCAGCCUGGCACAGUCCAGUUCCAGCCGCAGGAAGGAGACAGCUACCACUGAUGAAAUAAGGAGAGCCACUUCUGAAAAAUAUGUGCGACGUGUAAAGGAGAGGCUUCACCACAGUACUCAUGGUAGUCACAGCACCCCACAUCGGUUCACCCAGGGUCUCAACAUGAGGGCAGCCAAGUGCACUGUAUGCCUAGACACUGUCCACUUCGCCCGGCAGGCAGCUACCUGCAUUGAAUGCCAUGCUUUGUGCCACCCAAAAUGCUCCCCCUACCUUCCAGCCACAUGUGGUGUGCCCACCGAAUAUGCCCUUCACCUAUCUGAGGCUCUGUGCAGGGAGAAGAGCAGCAACUCAGGCUUACAACUUAAAGACUCCAGUGGACACAUGAGGCUGGAGGGCUGGAUGAAACAGCCCAGGAAUGGGAAACGUGGUCAGGGCUGGGAGAGGAAAUAUGUGGUGCUGGAAGGGAACAAGGUUCUUACCUAUGAUACUGAGCCCAGAGAAGAGUUGGUGAAGCCAGUGGAUGAGUUUGAUCUGUAUAUUUCUGAUGGCGAAGUGAUUGUCCACAGUGCUGUGGGUGGCUCAGAGCUUACUAAUACUGCAAAGUCUGAUGUGCCAUUUGUGCUGAAGCUGGAGUUGCUCCCCCACACAUCCUGCUGGCCAGCACAGACUCUUUACCUCAUGAGCUCAAGCUUUGUGGAGAAGCAGCGGUGGGUGGCAGUUUUGGAGGCUAUUGUGGCAAGUGCUCGUGGUGCCCGUGAGAAAGCAGAGGCAGAUGCAAAGCUGCUGGGAAAUUCUCUAUUGAAGUUGGAGGGAGAUGACAGACUGGACAUCAACUGCACACUCCCCCUCACUGACCAGAUUGUGUUAGUUGGUUCAGAGGAAGGUCUGUAUGCACUGAAUGUUAUAAAGAACUCGCUGACUCACAUCCCAGGCUUGGGCUCUGUGUUUCAAAUCUACAUCAUCAAAGAGCAAGAAAAGCUGCUCAUGAUUGUGGGUGAUGAGAGGGCACUGUGCCUGGUGGAGAUCAAGAAGGUGAAGCAGUCACUCUCUCAGUCCCACCUCCCAACCUUGCCUGAAAUUGUCCCAUACGUUUUUGAGACUGUCAAGGGUUGUCAUCUUUUUGCUGCAGGGAGGAUUGAAAAUGGUUCCUGCAUUUGUGCAGCAAUGCCCAAUAAAGUCACGAUUUUGCGCUACAACGACAAUCUGAGCAAAUUUUGCAUUCGCAAGGAAAUUGAGACCUUAGAACCCUGUAGCUGUAUUUAUUUCACCAACUACAGCAUCAUCAUUGGCACCAACAAGUUCUAUGAGAUUGAGAUGAAGCAAUAUGUGCUGGAGGAGUUCUUGGACAAGACUGACGUGUCAUUGGCUUCAGCUAUGUUUACCACAUCCUCCUAUAGCUUCCCCAUUGCCAUCAUGCAGGUGUCAAGUGCAGCUCAGAAAGAGGAGUACCUGCUCUGUUUCCAUGAGUUUGGAGUGUUUGUGGAUGCCUAUGGCCGAAGAAGCCGCACAGAUGAGCUCAAAUGGAGUCGUCUUCCUCUGACAUUUGCCUUUAGAGAGCCAUACCUGUUUGUGACAUACUUCAAUUCGCUAGAUGUUAUUGAACUUCAGGGUCAUGCUGCCCUUGGGCCUCCGGCGCUUGUUCACUUGGAUGUCCCUAACCCACGCUACCUAGGACCGGCCAUCUCAUCAGGUGCCAUUUAUCUGGCCUCUUCCUACCAGAACAAACUGAGAGUGAUCUGCUGCAAAGGCCAUGUCAUGCGAGAGUCAGGAGAAUUGCAGAGGACAGGUUCUAACAGGAGCAGCCCAAGCAAGCGUGGCCCACCCACUUAUAAUGAGCACAUUUCAAAGAGGCUAGCCUCAAGCCCUGGAGCUCAAGAGAGUGUUGUGCACCGGGACCCUAGCACACCACACCGUUACCGUGAGGGCAGGACUGAGUUCCGCAGAGACAAGUCUCCAGCUCGGCCAUUGGACCGUGAGAAGUCGCCAGGGCGUGCUGUGAUUGAUGCACGCAGAGAGAGAUCACCAGGUCGGCCACUGGAUGAAAGAGAGAGAGAGCGUGAGCGCACACGCCUGCACACAAGCUCAGUCCGCACUCAACUCACACCAGUUAACAAGGUACGCAUGAGACAUUGCCACGUUAACUGUGUGUCCUUCUAG
This is a messenger RNA of Neoarius graeffei (lesser salmon catfish), 5560 nucleotides long. Its product is annotated as citron Rho-interacting kinase. Gene Ontology annotation, cellular component: cytoplasm; cytoskeleton. The record is from RefSeq and is a predicted model, not a curated record. Gene Ontology annotation, biological process: actomyosin structure organization; peptidyl-threonine phosphorylation. Gene Ontology annotation, molecular function: protein serine/threonine kinase activity. NCBI's taxonomy places the organism in Eukaryota, Metazoa, Chordata, Actinopteri, Siluriformes, Ariidae. The coding region runs from base 638 to 5560 and encodes 1640 amino acids. The transcript has 39 exons.